AUGACUACUACGACUAAUACGACGAGUAUAACAACAAUAAGUAAUCAAUUAUCUGGAGUUGGAUGGAAACACUUUAUCAUUGAUUCAGAAAACUACUAUAUCAAAUCAAAGUUUAGCAAUGAUAGCUACUCUAUCAUAUUGACUGAUCUAGUACUCGUUUGGUACAAAUAUUCAUCUAUUGAUAACAUUAUAAAGGAUAAAUCGAGAUUCAACAAUCAUUUGGAUACCAAGAUUGAAAAGGUAUUGGAUAUACUCAACGAGAAACUUAUCGAUCAGAGAAGUGAUACAACUUAUUCUAUUGAAAUUAAUAGUCAUUCAUAUGAAGCAAGUUUAAAUAUAUCAUCAAAAUUAUCAUUCUAUACAUUUAAAUGGUCAUUUGAAUGUGAACCAAUGGAAAAAGAGACCAUAUUGAAUGUCGAAUCUAGAAGAUUACAUUCAUUGUACAUUAAAUCAAAUUUUAUUAAUCCUUUAUUAUAUCUCUCUCAACAUCAACAAUCUGAAAUUAAAUCAUUACAACAUCAACAGCAACAACAUCAACAACAAUUACAACAACAACAACAACAACAAAAUACUAAUACUAAUAAUAAUAAGUUAAACACAAAUCAUACUGUUGGAGAUAAAAGGUCAAGACAAUAUAAUUCAACAUCAAGUUUAAACUAUAGAACUCAAACAACCUCAACUUUAAAUAUUAAUAAUAAUAAUAAUAUAAAUAAUAAUAGCAGUAAUGUAGAUAUUAAUAUAGAUUUCAAGAAUCAACCAAAAUUUGAUCUAUGUCAAGACUCUACCAUUCAAUUCUUUACAAAGUAUCACAAUUAUUUGACCAAUUUGAAUAAUAGUAAUAAUAAUAAUAAUCAACACCAACAACAUGAUAUAUCUGAUGAUCCAUAUAUGUUGAAUAGUUCAUUAUCAGGUAUUCAUAAUACCAAUAUGGUCGGCGGCGGCGGUAGUGGAUAUUUCUAUGAUUCAUCACAAACAUCAGGAUUAAAUUCUCAACAUAGUUCAUCACUGUCAUCUUUAGAUUUUGAUGGUUCUCAAUCAUCAUUACAAUUAUAUUAUGAAGAGACACCAAAAAAGAAAUAUAAUAAUGUAAAAUUAAAGGAUCGUCAUGGUAAUCAUAAUAGUAAUAAUAAUAGCAAUAUAAAUUUACAAUCAACACUUACAACACUUGCAAAUUAUAAUUCAUUGGAUAGUAGUAGUUUAGAUAUCAAUAAUAAUGGCAGUUUUAAUAAUAAUUUGACAUCUUCAUUUGAUGCUACAACAACUUCAUCAUCAUUCUCCAACAACAACAACUCCUCUACAAUAGGUGGUGGAAACAACUCUAAUUCUAAAAGAGUAGUAUUGAAUCUUUCAACCAGCAGUAGUAAUAUUCAACAACCAAACAACCCACCACCUGAUGACGCAAGUAAUGAACAAGAUGAACUAAGAAGAAGAUUAGAGAUUCAAGAGAAAUUAGAGAGUGCAAAGAAUAAAAAACAGAAAAAGAAGAUCAAAUUGAUUUAA
This is a messenger RNA of Cavenderia fasciculata, 1500 nucleotides long. RefSeq lists its product as uncharacterized. The coding region runs from base 1 to 1500 and encodes 499 amino acids. The record is from RefSeq and is a predicted model, not a curated record. Gene Ontology annotation, biological process: double-strand break repair via nonhomologous end joining. The transcript has 4 exons. Gene Ontology annotation, cellular component: DNA ligase IV complex; nucleus. NCBI's taxonomy places the organism in Eukaryota, Evosea, Eumycetozoa, Acytosteliales, Cavenderiaceae. Gene Ontology annotation, molecular function: DNA end binding.